AUGGCUCCAACAACUACCACCACCACAAAAUCAUCUCAUAAAUCAUCCCAUAAAUCAGACCUCCAUCUAAGCGCCAAUUUCGCCAAUCCCUCCUCCUCCAAAUCCAAACCCAAGUCCUUCCUCCCCUCUACAAUAGACUACGACCAUGAAGUCUUUCUACAAUUGACUGCCGGCGCGGGAGAAUCUGUCAAGACAGCGAAUCAGGAACGGGCUCGACGACGCAAGUCGAGGGCUUUGGAUCCUGCUAUCUCAGACCCGCAGGGAGAACCGGGCGCCAUUGAUUUUGAGUGGGCGGAGUAUCAAGGGAAGGAGAGGGUGCGGUGA
This is a messenger RNA of Aspergillus tanneri, 324 nucleotides long. RefSeq lists its product as uncharacterized. Lineage: Eukaryota; Fungi; Ascomycota; Eurotiomycetes; Eurotiales; Aspergillaceae. The transcript has 2 exons. The coding region runs from base 1 to 324 and encodes 107 amino acids. The record is from RefSeq and is a predicted model, not a curated record.